This is a messenger RNA of Loa loa (African eye worm), 1604 nucleotides long. RefSeq lists its product as hypothetical. Lineage: Eukaryota; Metazoa; Nematoda; Chromadorea; Rhabditida; Onchocercidae. The record is from RefSeq and is a predicted model, not a curated record. Bases 36 to 335 code for a protein of 99 amino acids. Gene Ontology annotation, molecular function: guanyl-nucleotide exchange factor activity. The transcript is spliced from 4 exons. Gene Ontology annotation, biological process: positive regulation of TORC1 signaling; cellular response to amino acid stimulus. Gene Ontology annotation, cellular component: cytoplasm; lysosome; Ragulator complex.
UUUCAGGUUUUUACCAGUGAAUUGUGAACAAAAAAAUGGAAUCACAAUUAGAGAAACUGGCAGAUGAAAUGGUGACUAAAGAACAAGUGAAGGGAGUGCUUUGUGCCGACGAAUCAGGCUUAAAUGUAUGUAGUCGUGGAACACUGAGUAAUGCAGCUGGUGAUGCAGCAGUCAAUUUAUUGAAACUUGCUAGCAAUUUGGAACCGAGUUUGCCUAUGUCAUCCAUUGUAAUUGAGCUUACAGGUAUCGAUGGCAGUGCACUCUAUAUGACAAAAGAAGGAGCCUUAACAACGGCGGUACAUCGCAUUGACAGGAAGAGUCGUGAUUUUGAUUAGUUCAGAUAUCCGAACAGAUCAAAUAGGCCAUUUGUAAUCUAGAAUCACAAUCUUACCAGAGUACACUGAUAGCUGAUUAAGUGCUCUAUGAUCCAAAAACGGAAUGAGAAUAGAAUGAUCAAUGUGUAGACAUGCUUUAAAUAAGCGUUGAGUAUCAUAGACAAUAAAUAUGAACGUUUCGAUCGAUUAUUGAUGGAAAAGGGUGAACUGGUAUGAUCUUUUUUGAUGUACUGCAAGUUUUUUUCCAAAAGGCUGUUAGGUGUAUGCAGCAUACUGUUUCCGGGUCGAUCGGCCACGUGGCUUGGAUAAUCUCCUUUAUUAUGUUAUUCCAUUUCUUUUGAGCCAUUUCAUAUGUGCCUACUAACAACUCGUUUUCGAGAAUAGUACCCACCAGUAGAAAAGUAAAUUGAACAUCUUUCUUCACCAUCAUUUCUAAAUCUGCAUGCAGUAUUACCUGACGCGAAACUCUACUUUUUCAAUCAUUACAGUUCACAUCAGCUUUCAAACACGACCCAUUAUUUUUCCUGACGGUCAUUCGUGUUUCGAUUAAAUCGCUGGGCUGAAUAUGUUCUCUCUGAAUGCAGUGAAGUAUUUCAGCCAUUGAAUCGUCACCAUCACGAUAACUAUGCAACUUUUGCGUCAUAAUUCAGACGAACAGAAAAAUUCAGCAAUGCCUGACGAUCACUCCAUGACUUCAGCAGCAGUGCUUGAUAUGCCCAUAAGAUGCAAAACUAAAAAAUGAAAAUCAAGAGUGAGACAGCUGCCGUUCCGGAAUGUUGUUUAUAGACAUCAGAUGAAAGAAACGGAUGUAUCCAACGUCACAGUGGGCCAUCUGUUCAAAUACAGAACACACAAGCACCAUCAAUUCUGCCAUUAUUAGCGAGUACGAUAACAUAAUUAGCUUGUAGUACAAACUUAGUAUACAAAUGUUUCCUUCCAAAUAUCUUGUAAAGGAAGUUCUAUCCCGUCCUGUUGGAAUGGAAAUCCAUAGAAUCAACCUUAAAGACUGACUUUUCUAGGCCUCUACGAAAUUCUAAACCAAGAUGUAAUAAACAAAUUAUAGAACAGCAAAGGUGACGGCCGGCAUAAACAAAAAAAAAAGCUCGCAAGAUCUUAAGACAAAAGAUUGAAGGAAGGCUUGCUUUUUAGAGACCAUUUGCUUAUGUGAAUAUGGGAAACUCCCGGUGAGGUAAUCUGUUCAGUGAACAGGAAAGGCCCAUCCCAUCCCAUAUAAUGAAUUGUUACUACAUUAAUGCAUCAGCCCUCCAC